AUGGUAAAAAUGAAGAUUAAGCUGCACGUGUUUUCACGUGCAGUGUUAAUUUUGGUGUAUUUGAUUUCUAUCAAUUGCACGAAUGGUGUAAUUCUGACCAUAACUCAGUUUGGACAGAGACUUAACAUCAGUGGUCCUAUACUGACCUAUAUAGGACAGCAACAGUGUGUCCGAGAGUGUCUAAAGGAGGGGGGAUGUGAGUCCGUGAACUACUGCAGGUUUCUACUCCGAUGUCAGCUCAACCCCGCCACUGUCGGCCCGGGGGUCGGGCUUCUUCCGGACCACGGGUGUAUUUACCUGGAGAAAGCAACACAACCACAGGAACUCGCCAUGGGAUCGUGCCAGUCCUCUGUGUGUCCAUUUAAAUGUACACAGCUAUCCAGUGGAGCCACAUCAUGUACUCAUGUUGUCAGUGGUGGAAUACAGGUGCCUGUGACCAACCCAACAAGCCAAAUAGCGACGUCACAGUUCCCCACAACUACAACUAUGUAUCCUCCACCUGCACCAAUGACAGGUACGACGUCACAGUUCCCCACAACCACAACUACGUAUCCUCCACCUGCACCAACAACAGGAAUGACGUCACAGUUCCCAACAACUACAACUACGUAUCCUCCACCUGCACCAACAACAGGAAUGACAUCACAGUUCCCCACAACCACAACUACGUAUUCUCCACCUGUACCAACAACAGGAAUGACGUCACAGUUCCCCACAACCACAACAACGUAUCCUCCACCAACAACAGGAAUGACGUCACAGUUCCCCACAACCACAACUACGUAUUCUCCAUCUGCACCAACAACAGGAAUGACAUCACAGUUCCCCACAACCACAACUACGUAUUCUCCACCUGUACCAACAACAGGAAUGACGUCACAGUUCCCUACAACCACAACUACAUAUCCUCCAUCUGCACCAACAACAGGAAUGACGUCACAGUUCCCCACAACCACAACUACGUAUCCUCCACCAAUACCAACAACAGGACUGACGUCACAGUUCCCAACAACGACAACUACGUAUCCUCCACCUGCACCAACAACAGGAAUGACGUCACAGUUCCCCACAACCACAACUACCUAUCCUCCACCAACACCAACAACAGGAAUGACGUCACAGUUCCCCACAACCACAACUACGUAUCCUCCACCAACACCAACAACAGGAAUGACGUCACAGUUCCCAACAACCACAACUACCUAUCCUCCAUCUGCACCAACAACAGGAAUGACGUCACAGUUCCCCACUACAACAACAACUACAUCGACGAUUUCAACAACAGGUUCAUGGAGCUGUCCACCGCCGUUUAUCUGGAAACCUGCUGAAAAUCUUUGUUAUUAUAACAAUGAGAAUAGUCUGAGUUGGAUACAGGCCAAAAACACUUGCCAAGGCAUGGGCUCUGGAGCAAGACUGGCUAUACUGGACACACAUGAUAAAAUCAAUAGCGUCUUAAAUGAUUACGGUAUGGGAUAUUUGAAUUAUCAUCAAUACUUUAUCGGGGGACAUUUCAACGACUUGGCGGGAACAUGGAAGUGGAUAAGCGGGAUGAACGUGGACCAGGCGUUCCUUGUAUUUUACAAUAUCCCAGACAAACCUGGCGAUUGCCUGAUAUGGGACGAUAUUGGCCUCCUACAUUAUUACAAGUGUACCAUUAAUCGCCCGUCUCUUUGUGAAAUACCAAACUGA
Molecule: messenger RNA, 1689 nt
Organism: Saccostrea cuccullata (small rock oyster)
Lineage: Eukaryota; Metazoa; Mollusca; Bivalvia; Ostreida; Ostreidae
Product: mucin-5AC-like
Exons: 5
Coding region: 1-1689 (562 amino acids)
Source: RefSeq, a predicted model, not a curated record